UGAGAGCGGGCGAGUCCUCCUCCGAGUGGGCCGAUUUGAAAGCGGUAGAGAAAGGCCCAAUAGAGAGGGGAAGGGCCACAUUUCACGAAUCCGUGGAUCACGCGGAUAUUCUCGCGCUUUGGCGAAUUUUUUGGUCCCUCUGCGAGAUACCCCCGCAUCCGUCCGGAGGAAGGGGGGCCGGACGGUUCACGCGAUUCGCCGCGCGGAUUUGCUCGACGUCUGGAGGUCUAGUGGUCGACGGUCGUCGGAGGCGAUGGCCGCGCAGAGACCGAUUAAAUUUUUUUCGAGAUUUUACCACUUUCUUCGCAAAUUUGAUAGUUUGAGGGGUCGGCUCAUUCAUCUGGAAGCGCGACCGAGAAGAAGGCGGGGGGUCUGGAUGAUGGUCGAGCCCUCGUGAUCCGUGUCGGUGCUAGAAACAUAUCGCGCUGAGAGAAGGUCGGACUGCAAGAUGUGCGACAAUAGGGAGCAGAACUCUAGACAGGAUGAAGAGAUUAUUACGGAUUACCUUUCUAGGAAUGACGUCUCGCUGUUGGCGUCGAGGGGUUCGGUCAUGAAGCGUUUUCAGCCACUUUCGGUUCAGAAGUGCGCGGCUCGAAUAAAUGUCGACUCGAUUGUUUACAGCGCGACGGGCGUGGACUUCCCGGACCACAUAGUGAACUCUGUGAAGGAGAGGAUUCGCCGAGACGGUGCGGGUUUGAAGUCCCGAGAGCGGGCGGACCGCGCGACGGUCGAACAGGUGUUGGAUCCAAGGACUCGGAUGAUUUUGUACAAGCUUAUCAACAAGGGUGCGAUAAGGGAGCUGAACGGUUGUAUCUCCACUGGGAAGGAGGCAAACGUGUAUCACGCUACGACGGAGAAGAUGGGUGAGUUUGGCGAGUUUGGCGAGUUGGCGGUGAAGGUGUUCAAAACUUCUAUUUUAGUUUUCAAGGAUCGCGAUCGCUACGUUUCUGGGGAGUUCCGCUUUCGCCGCGGAUAUUCUAGACAGAACCCGCGCAAGAUGGUUCGAGUUUGGGCCGAGAAGGAGAUGCGGAACCUAGUUAGAAUGAACUUGGGCGGAAUCCCUUGUCCGAGAGCAAUCAUGCUCCGACAGCACAUUCUUAUCAUGAGUUUCAUCGGGAGUGACAGUUGGGGUGCGCCGCUCUUGAAGGAGACGGAGCUGAGUCUCGAGCAGUAUAGCGAUGCGUACAGACAGGUGGUCAGGAACAUGCGUCUGCUGUACCAAAGGUGUCAUCUUAUACACGCGGAUCUUAGUGAGUACAACAUUUUGUAUUACGAGGGUACGUGUUAUUUCAUCGACGUCGGGCAGGCGGUGGAAUACGACCACCCGAACGCGCUGGAGUUUUUGAGGCGCGACGCGGAGAACGUCAACAGGUAUUUUAGAAAGAAGGGCGUCUUGACCGUGACGUCGCGGGAUUUGUUCGAGUUUGUUUGCGACUUGUCCAUUCUAGAGGACCAGAUGGAAGACACGAUUUCGACGCUCCAGGCGAGGUCCGACGCGUCACUGACCGGCGAGCAGGAGGUCGAGCAGAACGUGUUCAUGAAGAGCUUUAUUCCGAGGACGCUGUUCGAGAUUUCCGGAGAGGGGUACUUGCAAGAUCGGUACAACGCCUUGACAGGAAAUGACCGAAGUGUGUAUUACAGGAAGGUUUCCGGGCUCAACAGGCGUCUGACCGGCGCGGCGGCCAAGAACGAAUUGCUAGAGGAGAGCGAAGAGGAGGAGGAUUUGGAGAGGUUGCGGGAGGACGCGUUGAUGAUGAAGAGGGCGCUAGAGAGCUAUCACGAUAAUUUUUUGUUUUACGGCAGCGAGGGAGACAGUUGCUCCGACGUCGACGAGCAGGAGCUGAGCGAGGGCAGCGAUUCCGAGUACUCGAGUGAGCGCGAGGACGCGUUGAGUCCCGUCGCCGAUACGGACAGGGGCGAGCAGGGUGAUUUGUCGGACAGUGGCGAGCAGGGUGAUUUGUAUCGAGAGCUCGCAUCCGUUAGGUUGGAAGUUUCGUCGAGCGGCGACGGUGGGGACGAUUCCUCCGGCGAGGCCUCUUGCGCGAACGAAGAGAGCGAUGAGGAAGCGUCUCCAGGAGACGAGGCGCCUCCUACCGAGAGCGCCCCAGCUAGAAAUGUGAGAGUGGUCCAGCUGACCAAAGAGGAAAGAAAGGCGCACAAAAAAGCUGUCAAAAAAGUGGCAGCUGAGAAAAGGAAGGUGAAGAUACCGAAACACGUCAAGAAGCGGGCCAAGAGGGUCGCGAUGCGUCGAUGACAGCACCUGCCUCUUCCGCGGUGCUGCGGAGCGUGAUUUAGCACAAUAAAAGCGGUUUUGUAAGGAUUUA
Messenger RNA from Schistocerca gregaria, 2324 nucleotides. RefSeq names its product serine/threonine-protein kinase RIO1-like. Gene Ontology annotation, biological process: protein phosphorylation. The record is from RefSeq and is a predicted model, not a curated record. Gene Ontology annotation, molecular function: ATP binding; protein serine/threonine kinase activity. NCBI's taxonomy places the organism in Eukaryota, Metazoa, Arthropoda, Insecta, Orthoptera, Acrididae. The coding region runs from base 449 to 2254 and encodes 601 amino acids. The transcript has 2 exons.